CUUGUUAAAAAGUAAACGUUUUUGUCAUACUUUUUACCGUAUCCGAAAAACUUAAUGUUAGCAAAAUAAUUGCGAGUAUAUGCAUUUCUAUCGUUCGUAUUAAUAAUGAAUCAACGUUACUAUACUUAAAACAACGAGUUAUUACUUUAGCAGGCGCUUUAGUUCUAAAAAUGGACAUGGAAGACCAAGCGAAUAUGUCUAGCGAAUCCGCUCCAAUAGUGAAUAAUGUAGGAGUGGACACCGUGGUCGAAAAUAGAAGACAUUUGGAAGAAGAAUUUAAUAUGCAGAGAGCAAAAAUGAAAGAGCUGUUUUUACAAAAAGAAGAUGAUCUAAGGAAGCUUUGUUUGGAGAAGGAACAGCUUGACUCUGAAGUCUUAGGCCUGAGAGCUGAACUCCAGCAACUUCAGACUUUUACUGAGAACCAAAAAUCAGAGAUACAGAGCUUGCAGAUGUUAGUUAGUGAAACAAUUGAAGUGUCAUCCUCGGGCACAGAGGAGAUCCGACGUCUCAAAGCUAAGAACUCGGAGCUUGAACAACAGUUACAACAACUUCGCACACAACAACAGGAGGUGUCGUUGGCUCCGGCUACAUUUGUGCGGUCCCUCGCGCGUAAACUUGGCGCCGACACGGAGAUCGACCAGCCAGUUAAGAAGAACGUGGAAGAUGGGGAGCUGCUGCAAGCCAUCAUUCAGCCCAUGGAGAUGGAGAUCGUCGCUCUUAAGAAUAAGUUGAGAGACACGGAUACACGUCUACAGGAGGCUAUGAAAUCGGCUCCGACAUCAGGGAAUACGGGAAGUAGUUCCGGCGAUGGCAAAACAGAUCCAGAAAGCGCAAAGAGUCAGGCGGCGUGCGACAUGUGUGCCAACUACGAGAGGCAGCUGGUCGCGGAACAGAGUCGAGCCGAUGCCGCUCGAGAGAGGGCUACUCGAGCCGAGAGCGCGCUAAAACUGGCGACGGAGGAGUUGGAAGGCGUCCGGUCGAUCCACGACGAGACCGUCCGCAGCUGGCAGGCUGAGCGCGCCGACAGCUCGGCCCGGAUCGACGUCCUGAGCCAGACCUUGGGCGAGGGUCACGAUCUUGUCGCCGAGCGCUGUGCUGCCGCCGAAGACGCCUCUCGAAGGGCCCUGGAACUGGUCACCACGCUCACGGUGGACCGGGAGACGCUGCAGAAGAAAUUAGAUAGCUUAGAGAGAGACAACGCCAUGUUGAUAGGGCAGUAUGCGAAGAAGGCAGUCGAGAUGCAAAACGAAGUCAUCGAUCUGCCCGAUAACGUUAUAGAAUUACAAGAGCAAUGCCUUCAACUGCGCGAGCAGCUCAUUUUCUGUCAGCUCGGCCGUGAAGAAGGAGCCGCCAGCGAACAAGAGCUGAGGAACCAACUUUUGUCCCACGGAGCCCUGCUGCAUCAGCAGGAGGCCGCCCUGGCCUCCGCCGACGCCGAGCUGAGGGGGUGCAGAGACGAGCUGGACAGGCUCCGGACUGAGCGGGAACAGAUGAAUGAACUCGCAAACAAGCUGAGGAACUCCACGGAUAUGAUUGAGAAACUUCUAGAAGAUAAGAAACGUCUGCAAGGUGAGGUGUCGGAGACCAGAAAUCGCGUGUCCGUCCUGCAACAAGAACUGGACAACAGCGAGAAGGUCCAACAGGACUUCGUCCGGCUCUCGCAGUCCUUGCAGGUGCAGCUUCAGCGCAUACGAGAAGCGGACACGGAGGUUCGGUGGCAGUUCGACGAGGACGUCGGCGAGUGCCCCUCUUGCCACGCGCCUCUGCCCAACAGUAGGAAAAAGAUCCACUGCAUGCACUGCGGCCGGAUAUUCUGCGGUCCGUGCGUGAACCACUCCGUCCCGAGCGGGCCGAGGGGCGCCCCGGCUCGGGUCUGCUCGGUCUGCAGCACUCUCCUGCAGCCCCACACGGCGCCCUACUUCAGCACCAAACCCCCGAACUCGCCGGACUAACGAACUUGGUGUGUGAGGAGUACAGACGCGUCGACGCGCUUUCGAUACAAAAUAUAAAAAUGUUUUUCAUCACAAUUAGUGACCGUCAUUGAUCGAGGAUGUUAUUUGUCUUCGUAAUCCUCGGUAUUAAUUAAAGGAACUAAAGGUGAGCGUCCACUGUGGUGCUGUGAAUUAGAGCCUUAUUGUUAUUUAGUAUCUAUGAGUUACGUCGGACGGACCGCGUGAACGCGCCGUUGCGCCACAGAUUUCCUUGUUAUCGUCCAACAAAUUCACUCGUAACCCGGCAAAUACGAUAUAACAGUUAUCAAAAAGUUUUGUUUUCUUGUAAGUAGUUUCACUUUCUGCGAGUAAAAUGAGAAUUCGUCAUAAAUAUGAUGUAAAUAGUAAAGUACGUAGAUAGAAUGAAUUUAAUCUAGAAGCAGUAAAUUUCUAUUGUAAUCUGUCGACCAAUGCUCGAGCGAUGAGCCGAACCUGAUCGACUUUACUUCCUUUUAAAACUUUCCAUUCAAUUAUAUUUUUACGUUUACGGUACUACUAUAAAUGUGUUAGUUAAUGUUUACGUUGAGAACUAAAUCAAAGAAACCGACCAAAAACAACAUAGUAGUGAUUAUCUUUAUUUUUAUGAAGUAAAAAAAACAACAUAUAUUUUGUUUUUAUAGUAUAUAGAGAAAUCGACUCCAUAAAAUACUCCGAGUAAUAUUCAAAACCCGAAUUGAUAAUUUAGAAAAUACAUCACUAGACCAAAACAUUACCUCUAAGAUCUUAACAAUUUAUCUUUCAUUGAUGCUAAAAUCUGUAAUAAAUAGACCAAUGAAAACUUACCGAUGUGUAUAUAUAAUUUUUAGGCUUUCGUGGGCUGUUUUGACAAAUUUGUGCCCUUUCACCACAAUUUACACUGAAGUAUAAUUAAUUAUAUUGCAUAUGUACCAAUUUUUGUAAAUGACAUCUUGUCACAUUAACGAACUUUAAAAAUGUGUAUGAAUGAUACUCAAUUUCAUGGUAUAUUCAAUGAUCCAUCCAUUUGAGAAAUAAGCUUUAUUUAACUUUUAGUUUUGAAUGGUUUCUAUGAUUUAUUUCCCAACAUAAAAUGUAAUGUCUGAUAGCAUCCAUAGCCACAAGCCAUAUCCAUAGCCGGAGACAUUGAUUUUUAAAAAAAGUGCCAAUUCUGUCUGAUUUCAAACCGGUAUAAAGUUGAGUUGAGAAAAAUGUUAAAAGUCAAAUAUGAUAAGUUUUAUUGUAAAUAAACAGAUCU
Molecule: messenger RNA, 3204 nt
Organism: Pieris brassicae (large cabbage white)
Lineage: Eukaryota; Metazoa; Arthropoda; Insecta; Lepidoptera; Pieridae
Gene: Rbpn-5
Product: rab GTPase-binding effector protein 1
Exons: 15
Coding region: 171-1952 (593 amino acids)
Biological process (GO): endocytosis
Cellular component (GO): intracellular membrane-bounded organelle
Molecular function (GO): GTPase activator activity; metal ion binding; growth factor activity
Source: RefSeq, a predicted model, not a curated record